Nomascus leucogenys (northern white-cheeked gibbon) is the source of this 2045-nucleotide messenger RNA. RefSeq names its product Kazal type serine peptidase inhibitor domain 1 (gene KAZALD1). Gene Ontology annotation, cellular component: extracellular region. Gene Ontology annotation, biological process: regulation of signal transduction; regulation of cell growth. The transcript is spliced from 6 exons. Gene Ontology annotation, molecular function: insulin-like growth factor binding. The record is from RefSeq and is a predicted model, not a curated record. Lineage: Eukaryota; Metazoa; Chordata; Mammalia; Primates; Hylobatidae. The coding region runs from base 643 to 1143 and encodes 166 amino acids.
AGAAGUCCUGAGGCCGGAGCAGAGGUGGCUGGCGGGCCCGGCUGACUGCGCCCCUGCUUUCUUUCCAUAACCUUUUCUUUCGGACUCGAAUCACGGUUGCUGCGAAGGGCCUAGUUCCGGACACUAGGGUGCCACGAACGCGCUGAUGCCCCGAGUGCGCGCAGGGCUUCCCGCUAACCAUGCCACCGCCGCCCGCAGCUGCCUUGUCGCUGCCUGUGCUCCUGCUACUGCUGGUGGUGCUGACGCCGCCCCCGACCGGCGCAAGGCCAUCCCCAGGCCCAGAUUACCUGCGGCGCGGCUGGCUGCGGCUGCUAGCGGAGGGCGAGGGCUGCGCUCCCUGCCGGCCAGAAGAGUGCGCCGCGCCGCGGGGCUGCCUGGCGGGCUGGGUGCGCGACGCGUGCGGCUGCUGCUGGGAAUGCGCCAACCUCGAGGGCCAGCUCUGCGACCUGGACCCCAGUGCUCUCUUCUACGGGCACUGCGGCGAGCAGCUUGAGUGCCGGCUGGACACAGGCGGCGACCUGAGCCGCGGAGAGGUGCCGGAACCUCUGUGUGCCUGUCGCUCUCAGAGCCCGCUCUGCGGGUCCGACGGUCACACCUACGCCCAGAUCUGCCGCCUGCAGGAGGCGGCCCGCGCUCGGCCCUAUGCCAACCUCACUGUGGCACACCCGGGGCCCUGCGAAUCGGACUGGAUGCCUUUGCUGGGCCAUGCUAUUCUCAGACCUCCCACCUUCACCCCCAGGGCCCCAGAUCGUGUCACAUCCAUAUGACACUUGGAAUGUGACAGGGCAGGAUGUGAUCUUUGGCUGUGAGGUGUUUGCCUACCCCAUGGCCUCCAUCGAGUGGAGGAAGGAUGGCUUGGACAUCCAGCUGCCAGGGGAUGACCCCCACAUCUCUGUGCAGUUUAGGGGUGGACCCCAGAGGUUUGAGGUGACCGGCUGGCUGCAGAUCCAGGCUGUGCGUCCCAGCGAUGAGGGCACCUACCGCUGCCUUGCCCGCAAUGCCCUGGGUCAAGUGGAGGCCCCUGCUAGCUUGACAGUGCUCACACCUGACCAGCUGAACUCUACAGGCAUCCCCCAGCUGCGAUCACUAAACCUGGUUCCUGAGGAGGAGGCUGAGAGUGAAGAGAGUGACGAUUACUACUAGGUCCAGAGCUCUGGCCCCUGGGGGUUGCUCACACCCGGGAUGUGAGGUUCCAGAAGCGCCGACCCAGAGUUGCCAGGCCUGAAGGCAGGAGAGGCUCAGUCGCACCCUACAUCCCCCACCUCCAAGAUUUUAAGUAUAGUCCGCUUGAAAUCCCUGGAAUGCGCUUUCUUCUGGCUCCUACCCGGAGAUCCGGAGUCCGGACAAACCGGGGCAAGAAGGGUCCGUCGGACCAGCUCCUCCCAAGCAGAGGCUUCCAGGCCUCCGCCGGGCUCUUCUCCCUGCUUUUAGCUGAGCCAGGCUGGGCGUGCCUCUCUCCUCCAUCUAGAGCAGGUUGUGAAGAGGAAGCCAGAGGGGGCUGUCUGAAAAUGACCUUGACCCCCUCCUCGGGCUGUCGUGAGGAGGAGGGCCGCUUCGACUGGUUGCUCGUCAUCGCGAAGGCUCAAAAAAGAGUUGCGCAGCCGUGCUGGUAUAACCGAGGGUGUCCUGGCGAAGCCCAGCCCCUGGCGCCCUGGUGACCGGGGGGUCGAUGUGCGGACUGGGCAGAACUGGAGCCUGAAGCCGGAGAGCGUCCCUCAAAAAGAAGCCUGGAAGCCUGAGAGAUGAACCCGACUCAGAGAGGGCCAAGACUGCAGACCUUGGGGACCGAGGACACACUCACCACGCUGGUGGGGGCUGGGGGGAGGACGCGGGCGGUGGCGUGCGGGGAAGCGCCUGGGGAACACCUGGCUCAGCAAAUUUUGUGCCUUAGCGGAAGGAGGCGACAUGUCUGGCAACUUCGAGUACAGGAAGUGGCGAAGGAGUGCCAUCUGGUGAUCAUUCUGGUAGUGACACUCAGACCUGGGCCAGGGGCCUUGAGACAAUUUACUUGACUGGAAAAAUCUAAGUAAAAAAAGAUGCUUCAA